AAGACCAGGGGGGACUUGUGACUUCACUACGUACCAGCAGCACACAUCCAAACAAUAUUUCUCAAAGAUCCUCUCUGUGCAUCUCUUGACCUGUGAUGGAGUCUGCUAUCGGUGUUCUGGUGUCCCAGUUCAAGGCGUUUGCUGGCAGUGAUGGUUCCUCGGACACACUGAGCAGAGACGAGUUUCACAGACUGGUCAAAUCUCAGCUCCCAAACUUUGUCACGAAUGCUGGCGACUCCACGGCCAUUGACCAGCUAAUGAGCUCAUUGGACAAGGACAAUGAUGGAGAGCUCAGCUUCCUGGAGUUCUGGAAGCUGAUUGGACAUCUUGCGAGCAGACAUGGGGGGUUCAGCCUAUAAUAGUGUUCUUAGAUACUCUGUUACAGCCCUGUGUGUGUCACUUACUUGUCUCUGUGCCAUACGGUUUGAAAAAAAUAUAUAUUUGGAAAACAGCCAAACGGAAACACCUUGAAGUGUGUUUCAACUGCAGGAAGCUGUGUUUUUAUCAGCAGUCUGCAUUUCUUCUCACCCAGCAACUGCCAAACUGGCACACACUCUGAAUACUAUUGAACCCUUUCAGAAAUAUUAGAACCAGUCCCUAGCUGUUUCCAAACACACACACACACACAUACUCACAGCUGCUUGUGCUUACAGGUCUACAAGGGUGUAGCAGAGUGGGAGUGUACUUCAUGAAAACUGAGAAUCUAUGUGUUACCUCUACGUUUUCUUGGCUUGUCUAAUUCUUGGAACACACGUUUCAUUCUGUUUAUCAUCAUC
Labrus bergylta (ballan wrasse) is the source of this 776-nucleotide messenger RNA. RefSeq names its product protein S100-A13. The record is from RefSeq and is a predicted model, not a curated record. Gene Ontology annotation, cellular component: perinuclear region of cytoplasm. Gene Ontology annotation, molecular function: transition metal ion binding; calcium-dependent protein binding; calcium ion binding. Lineage: Eukaryota; Metazoa; Chordata; Actinopteri; Labriformes; Labridae.